Ziziphus jujuba (common jujube) is the source of this 1759-nucleotide messenger RNA. Its product is annotated as homeobox protein knotted-1-like 7. The transcript has 6 exons. Gene Ontology annotation, biological process: regulation of DNA-templated transcription. The coding region runs from base 475 to 1377 and encodes 300 amino acids. NCBI's taxonomy places the organism in Eukaryota, Viridiplantae, Streptophyta, Magnoliopsida, Rosales, Rhamnaceae. The record is from RefSeq and is a predicted model, not a curated record. Gene Ontology annotation, molecular function: DNA binding. Gene Ontology annotation, cellular component: nucleus.
AUACUUGUUUCUGUGUCCCGUAUGCUUUCAAAAAAAAAAAAAAAAAAAAAAAAACAGAGAGGAGAAAAAAGAACAAAAAGCAAUCAAAUUGUCAGGCCACAGGAGCAGCUUUAUCUUCUUUCUUUUUUCUGACCUCGCUUCCAACUCCUUUCAUAGGGUGGUGCAGAAAGUUUUGCGUCUCAGAUCCCGAUAUACGGCUUUGGCAUCUCUCUCUCUCUCUCUCUUACACCAUUAACAAUAACCAAAUAAAAAAAAAAAAAACUCCAUUUCUUUCCUUUGUGGUCCUCAAAACCUAGAAAAAAAAGCCCAUUUCUUUUGUUUAAUUUUUUUUUUCUUUUGGCUUUUGUUUUUCAAACUUUCAAAACCCCAAUUAUAUAAUUUUAUUUGUGGGUUGUUUUCUAGCGGCUGACCCUUUCCACUAUUCUUCUAAUAGUCCUCCUUCAGGUAUCAUUCCCUCCAGAAAAAAAAAAAAAAAUGCAAGAACCUGGAUUGGGAAUGAUGGCUGCUGGUGGUGGUGGUUUGGGAGGUGAAGUUUCUAUCUCCAGCGGCGGCGGUGUUGGUGGUGAUCAACACCGCCAGCUGAAGGCGGAGAUAGCCACUCAUCCACUGUAUGAACAGCUACUAUCGGCGCACGUGGCUUGUCUGCGAGUCGCCACGCCGAUCGAUCAGUUGCCGUUGAUCGACGCUCAGCUCUCUCAGUCGCAUCAUCUUCUUCGCUCUUAUGCUUCUCACCAACACCAACAACCCCAUUCUUUGCCUCCCCAUGAACGCCAAGAGCUCGAUAACUUCUUGGCACAAUAUUUGAUAGUUUUGUGCAGUUUCAAAGAACAACUUCAACAACAUGUCAGAGUCCAUGCGGUUGAAGCAGUCAUGGCUUGCCGUGAAAUUGAAAAUACUUUACAGGCUUUAACUGGAGUCAGUCUUGGGGAAGGAACGGGUGCAACGAUGUCAGACGAUGAGGAUGAACUGCAGAUGGAUUUCUCUUUGGAUCAAUCGGGCGGUGAUGGACAUGACAUGAUGGGAUUUGGUCCUCUACUUCCAACCGAGUCCGAGAGGUCUCUAAUGGAGAGAGUUCGCCAGGAAUUGAAGAUUGAACUGAAGCAGGGCUUCAAGUCGAGAAUUGAAGAUGUUAGGGAAGAAAUAUUAAGAAAAAGAAGGGCAGGGAAGUUACCUGGUGACACAACCACAGUGUUAAAGAACUGGUGGCAGCAACACUCUAAGUGGCCAUAUCCAACUGAAGAUGACAAGGCAAAACUUGUGGAGGAGACAGGGUUGCAGCUAAAGCAAAUUAACAAUUGGUUUAUAAACCAGAGAAAGCGCAACUGGCACAGCAACUCUCAAUCUGUAACCUCUCUAAAGUCCAAGCGCAAAAGAUGAUCAUCAGGAGCUAGCAUAGCCAAAUUAAUAACCAUGAAAACUCCUUUACUACCACUUCUAUGUCUGAUAUAAAAUAGGCAUUUUUAUGUGAAAAGCACUACUACUGAUCAUGAUGAGACACCUUGGAAUGUUAACUUUGAUGAUGAAUCCAAACUCACUCCUACACAAUAUGUAAUAUAUGGAAAACUAAUAGCUCUUUCUUUUACAUGUGAGAGGUUGUAAAUUCUUGUACUCCAUAGAGCAAAAUUACUUUAAUCCUGUGAUCAUGUUAUUUUCAUCUUAAUUUGGGCUUGCUUCGUGCCAUAAUACUUGCAAAAAUUUGAAAGCAAUUUCAUAUUUUAAGUAAUAUUUGAUUAUACAGAUAUGGAACUUUUUGUUCUUC